AUGCGAAGGCGACAACUCGGAGGAAAGUCAGGUGACCAAGUUUGUCGAUUCGCCAACCUCCUCAAGAGCCUCGACGUACGCAAAGGCGACAUCGUCACCAUUUACCUCCCCAUGAUUCCAGAAAUUGUCUACGCUAUGUUGGCCUGUGCGCGGAUCGGCGCUGUUCACAGCGUCGUCUUCGCCGGUUUUUCCGCUCACAGUUUAGCAGAGCGGCUGGAAGACGCAAACAGUCGUGUGCUAAUCACAGCAACUAACGCCAUGAGGGGAGGCCGCAUUGUACGGCUUAAAGAGGUGGUAGACGAAGCACUGAAGCUCUGUUCUUGCGUUCAGCACGUUGUCUUGUUUAGAAAAUCAGCUGACCCAACGAGCUUCGUCGAUGGACGCGAUCUCUCUGGAGACGAUUUACUGCCUCAGAUGCGGCCGUACUGCCCGUUAGAAACGAUGGACAGCGAAGAUCUUUUAUUUAUUCUUUAUACUUCGGGUUCUACUGGCAAGCCUAAGGGCGUGUGUCACACGACGGCUGGCUAUUUGCUGUAUGCGGCAUUGACUCAUGAAUAUAUUUUUGAUUUUCACCCUGGCGAUACCUUCGGGUGUAUGGCGGACUGUGGCUGGAUAACCGGUCAUUCGUACACUGUCUACGGCCCGCUCUGCAACGGUGCGACGACAGUUCUUUUUCAAGGCAUUCCUACGUAUCCUAAUCCAGGAAGAUACUGGGAGUUGGUGCAGAAGUGGAAAGUAACCCAACUCUACACCUCACCCACUGCCAUCAGAGCCUUGAUGCAGCACGGAGACGACUGGCCGAAGAAGUACGAUUUGAGUACACUGCGUGUAAUUGGGUCAGUGGGCGAGCCGAUAAACCCCGAGGCUUGGCGUUGGUACUUCACUCAUGUUGGAUUAAAGCAGUGCUCAGUUGUCGAUACAUACUGGCAGACAGAGACAGGCGGGCACGUCUUAGCACCCUUCCCAGGUGCUUCUGUAACGAAGCCAGGCUGCGCUAUGCUUCCUUUCUUUGGAGUCGAACCCGCUAUUGUUGACCCCCAAUCAGGAGAAGAGAAACUAGGAAAUAAUGUUUGUGGUGUACUCUGCAUCAAACGCUCCUGGCCAGGUAUGUGCCGUACAGUGCACCGUGCACACAAGCGUUUAUUGAAUACUUACUUGAGUCCUUAUCCGGGGUAUUACUUCACCGGAGACGGCGCCUAUAGAGACGCAGACGGCCACUAUUGGAUUACAGGCAGAGUCGAUGAUACUCUCAACGUCUCAGGACACAGGCUGAGUACAGCUGAAAUUGAACACGCGUUGGUGCAGCACCCCAGCAUUGUAGAGGCUGCGGUAGUGGGCGUUCCUCACGAUGUAAAGGGAACAGCGGUGUUUUGUUUUGUGAUAUUAAAGGCUGGAGCCUCAGCAGAGGGUAUUGUUGAGCAGGCGAGGAUACAAGUCAGGAAAGAGAUUGGCCCCAUAGCAACACCAGACUUCAUUGUUGUUGCUCCCGGCCUUCCUAAGACACAAAGCGGGAAGAUAAUGCGGCGUUUGCUGCGCAAGUUGUGCUGUCUUGACACCAACCUGGGGGAUACAACUUCUCUAUGCAACGCUGAGGUGCUGAACUCACUUCGGUCUUUGGUCACGGAGACAGUCUUGAUGGAGAGAAAAAAACAAAUGAUGGCAGCGCCGCAGCCGCCCAAGGAGAAUCCAGAUCAUACAAACACUGAGCAUACAACCAGCAGCUAG
Molecule: messenger RNA, 1725 nt
Organism: Eimeria acervulina
Lineage: Eukaryota; Apicomplexa; Conoidasida; Eucoccidiorida; Eimeriidae
Product: acetyl-coenzyme a synthetase, putative
Exons: 12
Coding region: 1-1725 (574 amino acids)
Molecular function (GO): AMP binding; acetyl-CoA synthetase activity
Source: RefSeq, a predicted model, not a curated record